Aspergillus campestris IBT 28561 is the source of this 1302-nucleotide messenger RNA. Its product is annotated as putative cysteine dioxygenase Cdo1. The coding region runs from base 418 to 1092 and encodes 224 amino acids. The record is from RefSeq and is a predicted model, not a curated record. The transcript has 5 exons. NCBI's taxonomy places the organism in Eukaryota, Fungi, Ascomycota, Eurotiomycetes, Eurotiales, Aspergillaceae. Gene Ontology annotation, biological process: L-cysteine catabolic process. Gene Ontology annotation, molecular function: ferrous iron binding; cysteine dioxygenase activity.
UCUGAAGAUAACUAUUCCAGACUGAAGAGGACAUAUCUCUCUAACCGGCGUAGUAACCGUGAUGGGUUUCUCGCCUCGACUCCUCAGGCAGCCGCAAGAGCGGAAAAGCCACAGCUUUAGACCAAAGACGACGCACAUCCACAAUGCCCUUUCCGCAUCACCUACAACUACUCGAAUUUCUUGAGCCGUUGCUGUAUGACGUAUCUUUCUACUUACACUUCCGCCUCGAGUAGCCAGAGAUUAGCCUAUAUGCCCCAUUGCCUUGCAUACUAUAAUUAUUCCUAAUUUCAACCCCGCGUCCGAUCAUCGGCAUACCAAUCCAUACCUCCAGUCUCUCGGUAUAGAUCCGAUCCCAAGGCACUUGCUAUAUCUCCAUCGAAUCUCUACUUCUCGCUGGACAAAGUAUCCACCAACAGAAUGCCUUACCUCUCAGGUCUUGACUCAGAGAUCUCCACGAGCAAUGCCUUCGAGAAACUCGUCCAGGAUUUAAGUGCCACUCUAGGCCCAAGCUCCGGACUAGAUUCCGACGAUGUCAAUCCGGUAGACAUCCAGCUUCUAAUGGAGCGGUACAAGUCCAACCCCGAAGAGUGGCUCCCGUUUGCCUUGGGCGACCCCAGCAAGAACUAUACGCGGAAUCUCAUCGACGAGGGGAAUGGUAAAAGUAACCUGCUAAUCCUAGUCUGGAGUCCCGGUAAAGGGAGCGCCAUCCACGACCACGCCGGUGCGCAUUGUGUCAUGAAGAUCCUUCAGGGCUCGCUUCAAGAGACAUUGUACGCCUGGCCGGACAAGAACAAGCUCCAACAGGGUCAAACGUCCCCUCCCAAGGUCACCAAGGAGACUACCUUCGGCGAGAACCAGGUCACCUAUAUGUCUGAUAAGCUCGGCCUCCACAAAAUCGCCAACCCCGAUCCUAACAACUUCGCCAUCUCUCUCCACCUAUACACCCCACCCAACGCAUCAACCAACGGCUUCUCCAUCUUCAACGAAAUAACUGGCAAAGCAAGCCACAUCAAGCAAAGCAACUUCUACUCCGUCCGAGGAGAGCGUCGACCCGCCAUUCAACAUGCCCAAACAGAUAAAUCUUCAGCAUGAUUAAUCGCAGUUGCAGUCCUCUUUCUAUGGGCUUCUCUCCCUUCGGCCGAUACGAUAAUGAUUCAUUCUUACUUUCGAGUUUGGUUCGAUUAGCGUUUGAUUUUUUUUUAUUCGUAUAGAUUUUUCUGGUGUGAUGCAUUGUUAUGACUUGGUAUGCAUAGGUUAGAAUUGUAUAGAAUGAAUGGAGUUGGGUUGGGUUGGGUUGGGUUG